Colletotrichum destructivum is the source of this 961-nucleotide messenger RNA. RefSeq lists its product as uncharacterized. The record is from RefSeq and is a predicted model, not a curated record. The coding region runs from base 1 to 960 and encodes 319 amino acids. The transcript is spliced from 2 exons. Lineage: Eukaryota; Fungi; Ascomycota; Sordariomycetes; Glomerellales; Glomerellaceae.
AUGACCCGUAAUAUCACCGAAUCAUUCCUUGGGCUGUCAAUCCUAGACGCCCCAAUUACACGUGCGCGUGUCAUUGACUAUGUCAUAGAAAGAAACUUGCAGAAAACAUCCGAGUGGGAGCUCAUAACGGAAGACCACCCCUGUUUUGCACCAGCUCUAGAGUUCCGGGAUCAAUGGGGGAUAAGGUCUGAGGUGUGGAACAACUUCAGCCGCCUACUCCAAGGCUGGCGUCAGUUGCCACUCAUCCUGCUGCACAACCCAUCCAAUACACACGACAUGGCGUUUGAGGAAAUGAUCCAAGGCUAUACACUCAAUUGGAUCUCUGAACAGCUCGCCACCUCCCACCUUUCUAUUCCUCAAGUCCCCAUUCUUGACGUCUGCAGCUUUUUUAGCGAUGGCGACUUGCAGGCAAUGGAUGAGACAACGAGAUAUGAGGCCGUCGAAGCUUCUUACGACUUGACGGAAAGUAUUUUAGCGAUCUUGAAGCCUAGAGUAAUCCUGAGCUGCCAAUGUGCAACCCAGGGAUACAGUGAAGCUGGACAAGAAGUGCGGAGACGGGCAUCAAACCUAGUGGCGCGACAACUUGGUUCGACAAUCAAAGAUGCGGUCGCGAAGCGAGCCAGUCCAAUCGACAUCCAAGGCCACAGAGUAUGGGUAGUGAAAGGAUUUCACCCUUCCGCUCUACGGCACAGGCCAGACAAUGAGCCAGACUUACUCCGUUUGUUUGAGGAAAUUUAUGAGCCAUAUACAAGAUGGAAGCGCCCCGCUGUGAUUGAAACGUUGGAGCAGACGAUCAUUGGAAUUGAAACGUUGCUCUCCUCGUUGGAGAUAUGUAGAUCAAGGUUGGAAGAUCUUUGCCUGCGGAAGAAGCAUGUCAGAACGACUACUCAACUGAUUGCUGAGCUAGAGCAAUCCAGAAAGGGGUUUCAGUCGGUUGUACAAUGCUUGAAGGCAAGUUAAC